UACGUCGGGUUUAAGUUUAAGAAUUCAUUGAUAUUUCAGUUAGUUCAGUUGUCAAAGUUUUAGAGUGGCUGAAGAAUUUAAAGCGUUGUUGAAUUACAAUAUUUAUUUCGUGUUUAUUUUUCCCCCGUGGAAGAAAAUUUGCAUUUAUAAAAUUAAAGUCAUAAAAUUGAAAACGACUCGUAAAUUGGAUCGGCUCCACUGCACUCAGCCAACCUACUUUUUAAAAUGGGGUAAAAUCAUCGUCAUGAAUCAAUCGUCCUCUUCUUCUUCUUCUUCUCGGUAUAAAAAUAUCCACGCAAGAAAUAUCAGAAUUUUUGAGUGGAUUGAAACUAAGGAUAAGUAAGUGAGAUGUUGGAGUAAACAGUAAAAUCUGGCAGUUUCUUUUUUUCCCCGACAGACCAAUAUUUUUCUAAGGAGAGUGAAAUGAAAAAAGUCCUAAAUAGCGAUUUGAGCAGAGGUCUCAUCUCAUCAUCCCCGACCUAUUAGGUGAUUGCAUUACACCAUUAAACGUGUUAUUGGAGAUGAGCCCAGAGCAGAAAAGUCUGUAAAAAUAUGUGUUCAGAAGAAGAAGAGACACGACCAAUAUUGUGCUUACUUAUAAUCCGAUCUCUUAAUAAAGAGUAGAGUUUGCAAUGUCCAGGACAUAAAAUAAGUAAAUUGGAGGAAUUUUCCGGCUUAAAUAUCCUGGCAAUCAGAGCAAUAAUCGGGGAAAUAAUUAAUAAUUGAGAAAUAUGCACCCUUCAACAAACGUAGGAAUAAUAAUAAUAAUCACACGAUACGAUUGGAUGGUAGGGGGAAGGAAAGAAGAAAGAAGCAGAUAUUUUUCCAGUAAGGAUUACUGAUUGUAUUGCAUUACGUACGUAGCAAUGCUGCUGCUGGUGUUUUAAAAAAAAGGUGGACGCAAGAUCAAAAAGUACCGUUUGGGAUCUGACAGUCACUCUUCAGCAAGGAGAUGAAGACCAACUUUCCGGGGAAACCUUUCCUCUUUGUUUGUCUUCUUCUUGCAAGUCUGGAUUGUUCAGUGUUUAACGGUGGUGGUAAUAAAUACGGUCAGAUUGGUAAUAAAUAAAUGAUAUUUUUGUGACUGUAUCGUGCGUGGACCAGGAAAUUUUGAAAAGAUGGAAUGUUAAGUGAAGAAAUUCGAUAAGUGAUAAGAUUCAUGAGUAAAGAUAAGAAAUAGUGAAAAAUAGUUGUUGGAUUUGAACAAUGGAGGAUUUCAAUCGAGACGGCAUUGAUAGUGCAAAUUUCAGUGCAAAUUUCACCUCGACGAAUGAUGAGACCGAAAUUUUUGCGAGUAACGAUUCCAUUGUCUCAAAUUUCUCACCUUUCUACCCACCACAAGCUGCCUGGGUUGCUGCGACAUUUGCCAUUGUCUUCAUCAUCGUUGGAGUUAUUGGAAACUUGGGCACAAUUUGGGCACUUUUAGAAAAUAAGAAAUUACGAGGAAAUGCGACAACGUGGUUCGUACUGAGUUUAUGUUUUUCGGAUUUUUUAUUCUGUACGAUCAAUUUACCAUUGACGGCGUCAAGAUAUAUUCACCAGGCCUGGAUUUUUGAUGACCUCCUUUGUCAAAUUUUUCCAUUUUUCUUCUACGCAAAUUUCGGAGCGUCUCUGCUGAACAUUACGCUGAUUGCGAUUAACAGAUACGUCCUCAUCUCCCACAACAAUUUGUACGACCGGAUCUACUCCCCGUGCAACGUGGCUUUGAUGGUCUUGUUCAUCUGGAUCUUCUCCUUCGGCCUGUUAGUCCUACCUGCCCUCAAACUGUGGGGAUCCCUCGGCCUGGAUCCGGUCAGCUUUUCCUGCACAAUUCUCAAAAAGGAUGGCACCUCGCCGAAAAAGUUUCUCUUCAUUUUUGGCAUUCUUCUCCCCUGCAUCGCAAUAAUUUUCUGCUACACCUGCAUCUUCUUCAAAGUCCGGAAUAGCAAACGGACCCUGAGAUCGUUUCAGAUUCGCCCCACGGGAUCGGAACGAGUCGUUGUGGAUCCUCGUCAGCGGAAUGCUCGUCACCAGAAGGAACGUCGAGAUGAGAUUCGUCUAACGAAAAUGAUGUUUAUCAUAUUCGCCACGUAUCUGAUUUCCUUCCUGCCGUUGAUGAUAUUCAAUGUGAUUGAUGACGAGGCACGCCGAUUUCCUGGAGUGCUGCACAUCAUUGCGUCCAUCCUCGCGUGGAGUUCGGCCGUUAUUAACCCGUUCAUCUACGCCGGGUCGAAUCGCCAAUAUCGCCAAGCCUAUGGGGACUUGUUGUCUUGUUGGAAGUCGUGUGGUGGGGAUGCUUCUCACAACGCGGGGAGCAGAUCUUGCUCCGGAAAUAAGACUUGCGUCAGCGACGCGACAAUGGCAGCGGUUCAGUUUAGAACGAAUACGAACUAUUAAAUACAGUUAGUUAAAUACGUACAUAUGUGAGUUUAGUGUUAUGUAUGAAGUAAUAAAUUGUUAAAGUUUUGUUGUCCCCAAAA
Folsomia candida is the source of this 2459-nucleotide messenger RNA. Its product is annotated as protein trapped in endoderm-1. The record is from RefSeq and is a predicted model, not a curated record. The transcript is spliced from 7 exons. NCBI's taxonomy places the organism in Eukaryota, Metazoa, Arthropoda, Collembola, Entomobryomorpha, Isotomidae. Bases 1207 to 2376 code for a protein of 389 amino acids. Gene Ontology annotation, cellular component: membrane. Gene Ontology annotation, biological process: G protein-coupled receptor signaling pathway. Gene Ontology annotation, molecular function: G protein-coupled receptor activity.